CUUCUGGUACCAGCGACCUAGGGAAACUGUUCUAGCACCGGGCGCCUGAAACCUUAGCUUCCGCCCCCCACCCCGCUGGACAGCUCCUCCCACCGCCCCGCCCCGCCCCGGGCCUUAAGGGUCUCGGAUCCCCUGUCGAGCACCUGAGAUCCGUGGCAUGGAGCCUGAGAGCCACAAGGAAGGCGGCUUCGGCCGCACGGUGUGCGUGCUCACCGGGGCCUCCCGCGGCUUCGGCCGCUCGCUGGCUCAGCUCCUGGCUGGGCUGCUGUCCCCCGGCUCGGUGUUGCUCCUAACCGCCCGCAACGAGGAGGCGCUGAAGCAGCUGGAGGCAGAGCUGGUCGCUGAGCACCCAGGCCUGCGCGUGGUGUGGGUGCCCGCCGACCUGGGCUCGGAUGCCGGCCUUCAGCAGCUGCUUGGAGCCCUGCGUGACCUCCCCAGACCCGAAGGGCUUCAGCGACUGCUGCUUAUAAACAACGCGGCCACUCUUGGGGAUGUUUCCAAAGGCUUCCUGAACCUGAGUGACCCAGCUGAAGCAAACAGCUACUGGGCUAUGAACUUGACUUCCAUGCUCUGCCUGACCACCGGACUCCUGAGGGCCUUCCAGGACUGUCCUGGCUUGAUCAGGACUGUGGUUAACAUCUCAUCCAUCAGUGCCCUGCAGCCCUUUAAGGGUUGGGCAUUGUACUGUGCAGGGAAGGCUGCCCGUGCCAUGUUGUUCCAGGUCCUGGCUGCAGAGGAACCAAGUGUGAGGGUGCUGAGCUAUGACCCAGGUAGGUGGAAGGUACUGCCAUCACUGUCCCCCAGAAUUGGCUGGUCCCCCUCUGAGGGCUGGACAGAGGGCCUAGUCUGUCUCCUUGGAGGAAGGAUCCACAAGGUAUGUUGUUUCCGAAUCAUGAUCUCACACCUCAGGUGAAAGAUAGAUUCCAGGGAAGUUAAGAGCUGGAAGGAGGGAGUGGAGACUUGCCUCGACUAGAGGGUUGAACAGGGAAGUCUGAGAUAUUAGAUGAAGAACACUAGGGUUUGAAUUUUGAGCCCAAACCAUCUUAUGUGAAAUGGGAAAGAUGCUAACUGUCUUAAUAGGGAAGUAGGGGAGCUAAAGGAGAUAGUGCAUGUGAAAAUGAUCCUCUUCAGUGGAGUACUCUCUAAUUGGUAGAACUUCUAGUUGUUCCAUAGGAUUUGUCACACUGCAUGACCUUCAUAGGUAUGCUUGAUAGGAAAACCGGUUCAUCUGUGUGUGCCCAGCAGCAAGCUAGCAAAGCUACUGGGCUAUGAACUUGACUUCAUGCUCUGCCUGACCAUCAACCUCCUGGUGGUCUUCCAGGAUUGUCCCAUCGUGGGACAGUAUUGGGUAGUCUGCAGAGAAUGUUAGCUGAGUGACAUGCAGACAGACAUUGUUGAGUGGUGACAACCUAGGCUAAACUGGGCUGGAACCCUUGUAGUGGGCGAUGCUGGGAUGAAUAAGAUCAUUCCUUGUCCUUGGGGAAGUUGAAAGGUAUGAGGUCUUGGGACACCUGAUCUGGUUUCUGACCUCUCCACCCAAAUACCACAGUGCCAGG
Molecule: messenger RNA, 1556 nt
Organism: Ictidomys tridecemlineatus (thirteen-lined ground squirrel)
Lineage: Eukaryota; Metazoa; Chordata; Mammalia; Rodentia; Sciuridae
Product: sepiapterin reductase
Biological process (GO): tetrahydrobiopterin biosynthetic process
Molecular function (GO): sepiapterin reductase (NADP+) activity
Source: RefSeq, a predicted model, not a curated record